This is a messenger RNA of Cannabis sativa, 1061 nucleotides long. Its product is annotated as photosystem I assembly factor PSA3, chloroplastic. The record is from RefSeq and is a predicted model, not a curated record. Bases 85 to 954 code for a protein of 289 amino acids. The transcript has 3 exons. Gene Ontology annotation, biological process: photosystem I assembly. Lineage: Eukaryota; Viridiplantae; Streptophyta; Magnoliopsida; Rosales; Cannabaceae.
GAGUUGGGAAAUGAGAUAACGUAUAUAAAUGAGAGGCCAUGGUCCAUGGAUAAAACACUUACCUGAGCUUCACUUUUCACAGCCAUGGUGGUGGUGCUCACCUUCACCUCAUCCUCACUCCAAACCAAAAACACCCCUUUUCACACCAUCAUCCGAAAACCCAUUUCCCCCUCCUCUCUACUCCUUCUCCGCCAAAUCUAUACUUCUAGGCCCAUAUCCCCUUCCUCCAACUCUAAUGGCCUCGUCUUCUCUGUCAAAGCUUACAUGGAAACUCCCAACUCUUUUUCCAGCUUCGCCAACAAAGUUAUCGGAGCUCUCCCUGUGAUCGGUCUAGUAGCCAGAAUCAUAAGCGACGAAGGUGGCGUUGGUGGGGAUAUUAUUGACUUUGCCGAGUUUCGGAGACGAGUUGGGAAGAGGUGUACUCCAUCUGAUUCCAGAGCUUUCUAUGAGUUUCAAAGUCGAAGAGGCAAGGCAGGGGAGCCUUUGUAUGUUCUUCUAUGCUGUUGGUUAGCAGCCGUGGGAGCUGGUCUCUUAAAAUCUGAGGAGAUUUUGGAAGGAGCAGCUAGGAUUCGGAUUUCAAAUGAUAUUGAGUUUGAGGAAGAGACUUUCUUAGCCAUGAUGAAUGAGGCCAGAGAGAAACGGGCAAAGUCAAAGGGUGGCGCAACCACGAUCCCCAUGGAGGCUCGAGUUGAGAAAUCACUUGAAGCCAUUUAUGUUUGCUGUUUUGGGAAAGGCCCUAUAGAGGAAGAGGAUGAGAAUCUUCUCAAUGUAAUGCUCAUUUCAGUUUUUCCAACCGUACAGAAAACUGAGAUACAGAAGAUUAUAAAAGACAAGGCAGAAAGAAUAGCUCAAGGCGGUGAUUUAAACGUUCCGGAGCCAAAGAUCUUGUCCAAAGAAGCUGUUCAAUUGCAAAUGAAGGAUCUACAAUUCCUUCAACAAAAUAAAGAUACUUAAAUCAAUGUGUACCGAGUUGUUAUAGACAAUGAUUCAUAAUGGAAUAGCAGAGCUGUGAAUGUUGUAUCUUCUUCUACUUCUCUGGUUUAGAGUGUUGAUUUUGAUUA